CGCCCUUCAUCCCUUCACCCAGGCGGGCCGCGGGUCGCUAUACUCCCUGAAGGCCACCCUGGAGGAGAUGCCCUGCAACGACCCUACGGUGUGCCAGCUCCCUGUGUCCAAGAAAACAUUGCUCUGCACCUUCGAAAUCCUCAAUGAGCUAGGGAAGCACGUGCUGCUGAGGCAGGACUGUGGCCCAGUGGAUACCAAGAUCACAGAUGACAAAAACGGGACUUUGAGUUCAGUCCUUCCACUGUUGAACAACCCCCUGUCUCAGGACUUCACUGUCAAGAUGGCCUCCAUCUUCAAGGAGUUUGUUGUCACCUACAACCGGACAUAUGAGACGAAGGAGGAGGCCCAGUGGCGCAUGUCCAUCUUCAUCAAUAACUUGGUGCGGGCGCAGAAGAUCCAGGCCCUGGACCGCGGCACAGCUCAGUAUGGGAUCACCAGGUUCAGUGACCUCACAGAGGAGGAAUUCCGCACCAUCUACCUGAAUCCGCUCCUGAAGGACAAUGCAGGCCAGAAGAUGCGCCGAGCACAGUCUGUUACUGAUCCCGCCCCCCCUGAGUGGGACUGGAGGGAGAAGGGGGCUGUCACCAAAGUCAAGGACCAGGGCAUGUGCGGCUCCUGCUGGGCCUUCUCGGUCACAGGCAACGUGGAGGGCCAGUGGUUCCUGAAAGCGGGAGACCUGCUCUCCCUCUCCGAGCAGGAGCUCUUGGACUGUGACAAAGUGGACAAGGCCUGUCUGGGCGGCUUGCCCUCCAACGCCUACUCGGCCAUAAAGAUCCUGGGGGGGCUGGAGACGGAAGACGACUACAGCUACCAGGGCCACUUGCAGAGCUGCAGCUUCUCUGCAGAGAAGGCCAAGGUCUACAUUAAUGACUCGGUGGAGCUGAGCCAGAAUGAGCAGAAGAUGGCAGCCUGGCUGGCCAAGAAGGGCCCCAUCUCGGUUGCCAUCAAUGCCUUCGGCAUGCAGUUCUACCGCCACGGGAUCGCCCACCCCCUGCGGCCCCUCUGCAGCCCUUGGCUCAUCGACCACGCGGUGCUGCUCGUGGGCUACGGCAACCGCUCGGCCGUCCCCUUCUGGGCCAUCAAGAACAGCUGGGGUGCUAACUGGGGCGAGCAGGGUUACUACUACCUGCAUCGGGGAUCUGGGGCCUGUGGCGUAAACACCAUGGCCAGCUCGGCAGUGGUGGAUUGAGGGCACCGCGUGGGACC
Condylura cristata (star-nosed mole) is the source of this 1206-nucleotide messenger RNA. It is a transcript of the gene CTSF, whose product is annotated as cathepsin F. Gene Ontology annotation, cellular component: lysosome. The transcript is spliced from 13 exons. Bases 68 to 1189 code for a protein of 373 amino acids. Lineage: Eukaryota; Metazoa; Chordata; Mammalia; Eulipotyphla; Talpidae. The record is from RefSeq and is a predicted model, not a curated record. Gene Ontology annotation, molecular function: cysteine-type endopeptidase activity.